Vitis vinifera (wine grape) is the source of this 2224-nucleotide messenger RNA. RefSeq lists its product as uncharacterized. Lineage: Eukaryota; Viridiplantae; Streptophyta; Magnoliopsida; Vitales; Vitaceae. The record is from RefSeq and is a predicted model, not a curated record. The coding region runs from base 234 to 1763 and encodes 509 amino acids. The transcript is spliced from 13 exons. Gene Ontology annotation, molecular function: protein binding.
CAAUACAACUACAAUUUCUCUAUUAUGAUGGGCAAGAAAAGCAAAAUAGAAAGGGUUGUAAGGCAGUAGUGGAAACGGGAGGAAAAUGAUAUAGCGUUAAUAUAAGUAUAUUGGUAGGGUUUAGCAGUGGGAAUUCCAAAACAAGCUAAACCGCCUCGACCAGAAGUUAGUGCAUUCUCUCUUCCUGUUGCCACCCUUGUGAUUUGGGUUUCUCCUUCCCCCAGCCCAAGAUAAUGCAGCCAAGGGAACUACCGGGUUUCUAUUAUGACGUGGAGAAGAACAGGUACUUCCCUAUCAAAGCCCCAAUUCCAGGUUCUUCUUCUUCUUCCACCCGUCUCAACAAACCGCCUUCACUCCCUAAGUCGGGCAACAACAUAUGUAAGAGAAUUGGAAUCAGAGCUGCUAAGCUGCUUCAAUCUAGGGAAUUGCAUGGUGAUGUGAUUCCUUCCAAGAAAGGCAAGUGUAACUUUGAGAAGGAAUACCUAAAGGUGCUUGCCUCCCAACCCCUGGUCUGGAAGUAUCAGGAGACAGAUAGAAUAGGUGAUGGUGCUUUGGAACAGAUAUCUACUGAUAUUAACACAUCAGAUGGACAGAGUCCAAAAGAUCUUUUACUAACAGGCGGUGUGAAUGGCUACUUGAGUCUUUAUGAAGUUGCAAAAGUUGGACAACAUUUUGAUUAUGGGGUGAAAUGCAUGCCAGAUCGUGUAUGGCCUCCUGUUAUAGGGAAACAAACAGAGUGUAGUAAAGCAGUUGGACAUAUUUGGAGACCCACAGGAGCCUCAUUAGUUAUGCAGUCAAGUAUAUCUUGUAUCAAGAUGGUUGGGAAGCACUCUCCUUGUACAAUUGAUGAUCAAUCUGCCAUUCAGCACGUGUUGAUAACUACCUUGGGAUCAGAGACAAUUGGUGGAUCUGUAUACAUUCUGAAUCUGACCAGACCAUUAGAUUUCAAUAGCAUUCCCAUCAUAAGGCAAAGAAUGCAUGAGGUUGCUUCUUUCAAUUGUACAAUCUGGACAGCAGAUUGCAAUUCUAAAGGAAGUCAAGCAGUGAUUGGCACAAAUGUGGGAGUGGCUUUAGUGAAUAUGGAAACUAGGGUACCUUCAUGGGUGUGUCGUACCAAAAGCGAUGUUUUGUCUCUACAACUUGAUCAGUCGGGAAAUGUUGUUCUAUGUGGACUUAGAAAUGGAGCAGUUGUGACAGUUGAUGUUCGAGAGAAGCAGGAAGGGGCUUAUGCUAGACAUACUAGACAUCGAGUACCUUAUCCUUCUCAUAGAAUUUCUGAGGCUUCAAGUAGAACUGUUCAAAAGUUUUCCAAGCAAUGGUUUGAGCUGAAGGGGAAAAUAUACCCUGAAAGUACCAUUUUUUUACCUUCAUCUAUUUCCUGUUUGCUGUCCCUUCAGUUGUAUGACCAGUACUUCUUGGCUAGCUCCAUGGAUGGAUCUAUGAAGCUUUAUGAUCAUCGACUAAUCCAGAGAGGUGCUGUACAGUCAUACGAAGGGCAUGUGAAUUCCCAUACCCGAAUACAACUUGGAGUUGAUCCAUCUGAGAGAUUCGUAUUUUCAGGUGGGGAGGACCACAAUUUUCGGAUUUGGAGCAUCACGUCUGGUGAACUACUGUUCGAGGAUAAAUUUUCAAAUUCUGUCCCCUUAACACUGUGUUGGGAGCAAACUCAAAGAGUGCUGGAUGGAACCCACCAACAUGGGCAGAUGCAUGGUUGGAGUGCCUGGAUUGGAUCAGAAGAGGGAGUGUUUCGCAUGCAAUGGUGAUGAGCCUGCAAGUUUUUUUUUUUUUUUGCAAGUAGAAUUGUUUUGGGUAUGGUGGUCAACUUGUGUUCUAAAGCAAUGAAAUUCCCUGCAAAAGUGGAAAGCAUACAAAGUCUGCAGUGGUGUUGAUGCUUACUUGGUCACCGCACGGUGCCCUCGGCGGGAUAAAUCAUUUGGUGUUGUACCUUGUGAUGUGUAGAGAUAUAUCCAUGAAAAGGUUGGCAUCAUGGAUUAAAUGCCUGAAAAUAGUACUUUCAUAAGUAAAAAUAGUUUUCUUCCUUGAUGCAUGCCUCUGAUUUUGGAAUGGGCAUGAGGAAGGAGUAUCAAUCAUGGGGUUGCUUUCUUUCAUUUUUUCUUUGUUCUUUUAAAUAAAAAUUUCUUUCUAGUGUAAUAUUAUUACAAACUUUUUUAGUGUAAUAAUAUUACAAAUUUUUUUUUAAUGGCGGGUGCAGUUGUAGCGCUAU